Messenger RNA from Uloborus diversus, 541 nucleotides. Its product is annotated as elongation factor-like GTPase 1. Gene Ontology annotation, cellular component: cytosol; ribonucleoprotein complex. The record is from RefSeq and is a predicted model, not a curated record. Gene Ontology annotation, molecular function: ribosome binding; GTPase activity. NCBI's taxonomy places the organism in Eukaryota, Metazoa, Arthropoda, Arachnida, Araneae, Uloboridae. The coding region runs from base 129 to 497 and encodes 122 amino acids. The transcript has 3 exons. Gene Ontology annotation, biological process: cytosolic ribosome assembly.
CUUCUUGUGAAUGUAGCAGGUGGUUCUUGGAGGAUAAAAAAGAAGCAGAUUUAUUUGCUAUUGCCCAGUUGAAAGUUUCUGUGAUAUGAAUAAGAAUAAACAUUCGGGGACUGUGGUUGUACCGUAAGAUGUAUGCAGUGUUGGGUCGUCGUCAUGGGAAAAUCUUACACGCCGAUAUGCAGGAAGGUUCGCAGACUUUCCACGUAACUGCUGAAUUGCCUGUUACAGAGAGCUUCGACUUCGCCAACGAAAUCCGCAAACAAACCAGCGGCAUGGCUAUGCCUCAACUCGUCUUCAGCCACUGGGAGGUUGUUGAUGUGGAUCCUUUUUGGUCUCCGCGUACAGAAGAAGAAUACGCUCAUUUUGGGGAGAAAGCUGAUGUUGAGAAUCGAGCUCGCAAGUAUAUGAACGCUGUCAGGAGGAGAAAGGGACUUCUCGUGGAUGAAAAAAUCGUAGAACAUGCAGAAAAGCAAAGAACACUUACCAAAAAUAAAUGAACUUCACUGCUGCCAUCUGUCGGCAAUUCUUUAAAAUAAGUGCA